Scophthalmus maximus (turbot) is the source of this 3875-nucleotide messenger RNA. Its product is annotated as dynamin-2. The transcript has 20 exons. The coding region runs from base 295 to 2895 and encodes 866 amino acids. Gene Ontology annotation, cellular component: membrane; microtubule; cytoplasm. The record is from RefSeq and is a predicted model, not a curated record. Gene Ontology annotation, molecular function: GTP binding; microtubule binding; GTPase activity. Lineage: Eukaryota; Metazoa; Chordata; Actinopteri; Pleuronectiformes; Scophthalmidae.
CCGGCGGAGGCUGGCUGUCGCCUGACCGGAUGAUGACAGAAGAAGUUUUUCGGUCUAAUGUCUCUACUUUUACUAUGCAAUCUGCAAGAGUGUGACCUCGCCGCGGCUGUCGGGGCUCUGGGAUCUUGACCUCGCCGUGUUUCGAUCGACCCAACUCGCGCAGACUCGUUGCAGGCGCCUGUGCCAUCUGGGAAGUUCGGGUUGGUUGGCUGUCGGAGCGAUCCUUGGGUUCGCGUAGUUGACCGGGGGAGGAGAGCAGGACAGAGCCCGGGUUGGACGGACCGAGUCGCCGCAAUGGGAAACCGGGGGAUGGAAGACCUCAUUCCCCUCAUCAACAAGCUCCAGGACGCGUUCAGCUCCAUCGGCCAGAGCUGCAACUUGGACCUGCCGCAGAUAGCGGUCGUCGGCGGCCAGAGCGCAGGGAAGAGCUCCGUGUUGGAGAAUUUCGUUGGCAGGGACUUUUUGCCCAGAGGCUCUGGCAUCGUCACCCGUCGUCCUCUGAUCCUCCAGCUGGUUAACAGUGUCGCAGAGUAUGCGGAGUUCCUGCACUGUAAGGGCCGCAAGUUUGUGGACUUUGAUGAAGUCCGUAUGGAGAUUGAAGCAGAGACCGAGCGUCUUACUGGAUCCAACAAGGGCAUCUCCCCCAUCCCCAUCAACCUCCGUGUUUACUCCCCAAAUGUGCUGAACUUGACCCUCAUCGACCUGCCGGGGAUGACCAAAGUGGCCGUGGGGGACCAGCCUCAGGACAUCGAGCACCAGAUCAGAGACAUGCUGCUGCAGUUCAUCACCAAGGAGAGCUGUCUGAUCCUCGCCGUCACUCCGGCCAACACUGACCUGGCCAACUCUGACGCCCUCAAGAUAGCCAAGGAGGUGGACCCUCAGGGUCUGCGGACUAUUGGUGUGAUCACUAAACUGGACCUGAUGGACGAAGGGACAGACGCACGAGACAUCCUGGAAAACAAACUACUGCCACUGCGCAGAGGUUACAUUGGGGUGGUGAACCGCAGUCAAAAAGACAUUGAUGGGAAGAAAGACAUCCGGGCUGCUUUGGCUGCUGAGAGGAAAUUUUUCCUGUCCCAUCCCGCAUACAGACACAUUGCAGAACGCAUGGGCACACAACACCUGCAGAAGACCCUCAACCAGCAACUUACCAACCACAUCCGCGACACGUUGCCAGGGUUACGCAGCAAGCUGCAAAGCCAGCUCUUAUCGCUGGAGAAAGAGGUGGAGGAGUACAAGAACUUCCGCCCUGACGACCCCACACGCAAGACCAAGGCCUUACUUCAGAUGGUGCAGCAGUUUGGUGUUGACUUUGAGAAGUGCAUCGAGGGCUCUGGGGAUCAGGUGGACACUUCCAACCUGUCCGGUGGAGCGAAGAUCAACCGCAUCUUUCAUGAACGCUUCCCCUUCGAGCUGGUGAAGAUGGAGUUUGACGAGAAGGAGCUGAGGAAAGAGAUCAGUUAUGCCAUCAAGAACAUCCACGGAGUGAGGACAGGCCUGUUCACCCCCGACCUGGCGUUUGAGGCUAUAGUGAAAAAGCAGGUCAUUAAGCUGAAAGACCCCUGUCUGAAAUGCGUCGACCUCGUCGUCACCGAGCUUGUCGCCCUGAUCAGGAAGUGCACAGAAAAGCUGGGCUCGUACCCACGGCUAAGAGAAGAGACGGAGAGAAUCGUCACCACCUACGUCAGAGAGCGAGACAGCAAAACGAAAGACCAGGUGCUGCUGUUGAUUGACAUAGAGCUCUCCUACAUCAACACUAACCAUGAGGACUUCAUUGGAUUUGCCAAUGCCCAGCAAAGGACCUCCACUAACGCUACCAAGAAGAGAGUCAUGCCCAAUCAGGUGAUCCGCAGAGGCUGGCUCACCAUCAACAUCAGCAUCAUGAAGGGAGGAUCCAAGGACUACUGGUUCGUCCUGACUGCCGAGUCUCUCUCCUGGUAUAAAGAUGAGGAGGAGAAGGAGAAGAAGUACAUGCUGCCUCUGGAUAACCUGAAGCUGAGAGACGUGGAGAAAGGCUUCAUGUCUAGCAAACAAGUGUUUGCCAUCUUCAACACAGAACAGAGGAAUGUGUAUAAGGACCUGCGUCAGAUUGAGCUGGCGUGUGACACUCAGGAGGACGUGGACAGCUGGAAGGCUUCGUUCCUCAGAGCUGGUGUUUACCCAGAGAAGGACCAGCCUGAGAACGAAGAUGCGAUGGUUCCCAGCGACACAGUUUCCAUGGACCCUCAGCUGGAACGGCAAGUGGAGACCAUCCGCAACCUCGUGGACUCCUACAUCGGCAUCGUCAACAAGUCCAUCAGAGACCUCAUGCCCAAGACCAUAAUGCACCUCAUGAUCAACAGUGCGAAGGACUUCAUCCACUCUGAGCUGCUGGCCUACCUGUACUCAGCAGGAGACCAGGGCAGUUUGAUGGAGGAGUCAGCGGAGCAGGCUCAGAGGAGAGAUGAGAUGCUGAGGAUGUACCACGCUCUGAAAGAAGCCCUGGUCUUAAUCGGAGACAUAAGCACCACCACUGUCUCCACCCCAGUGCCUCCGCCAGUGGAUGACGGCUGGAUACCCAAGGAGCCAAGUCCUCCUCCCGCAACCCGCCCUGCCUCAGCAGCAGCUCCCCCUCCCAGCCGACCCCUGGGUGUGAGGGGGCCCGCCUCGGGUCCUCCGCCCGCCCUCAACCCCUCACCAGCAUUUGGAGCACCGCCUGUGCCUUCGCGCCCCGGCCCUCCACCGGGGCAAGCAGCUUACGCAGGCGACCCCAACUCGGGUUCUGUGCCUCUUGUCCCAUCACGGCCGGCCCGUGUGCCUCCGGCCCUGCCGCCGGGAAUUCCCAGCAGAAGACCCCCAGCUGCUCCCAACCGACCUACUGUCAUACGUCCUUCAGAGCCCUCCCUGCUUGACUAGAAUCUCUCUCUCACACACACACACACACACACACACACACACACACACACACACACACACACACACACACACACACACACACACACACACACACACACACACACACACACACACACACACACACACACACACACACACACACACACACACACACACAUCUUUGUGUUUACACACUUAUAUUUCCGGAUGCUGUUUCAGUCUGUGCAUUUCAGAUGCAUUGUUUAUGUAUUUUUGUAACUUUUUGUGUAGGUUUUUAGUUUUUUUAACAAAGAAAACAAUGACAUUUUCUUCUUUAACUAUUAUGAAAAGGGAUACAUUUGAUGAUUUUAUUGACUUUAAGAUCAUGAACCAAGUAGGUCAUCUUGAAUUUUUGUUUCAUUUAAAAUUACAUGCAUCUUAAAACAAUGUAUAAUUCAUAACUUCUUUAUAUAAUGGUAAAGAAACAUAUUUAGAAGUAAUUUUACAUGGUAAUGUUUUGUCAGUAAUCUCACACACUAAGCACCUCAUUAAGUUUGCAGCACUUUCUGAUUACGUCAUUUUGUGUUUUUGGUGGAUCUUCAAAGUCAGCCUUCAAAUGAGCUUAUUAAAAUAUGACUGACUGAAGGUAAUUCUGUGCCUCAACUUACUUACUAUAUUGAGCUUUUUUUCAUGUAUGGAUAGAGCUUAGCAUUUCUCCUUUGUGGACCAAUUAAACCUGAGAUGCAGGAGCAAGGAGGUUGGGGGGGGGGGGUCUCUGCAGCAGUGGGAUGUCUUAUGGGUCUUUACUGAUAAUUAUACUGUAGAUGGCCUUGCCCGGCCAAACAUCCUCCGACAGUUACCUCCCACAACUCGGUGAUAGUGCCUUGAGCACAAAUAAAUUUAUCUCUUAAGAAAGAACCGUCUUAAAAAACCAUAGUGAUAAAAACUAUAAUGAAAGGAAAAAGGGCCUCUUUCUCAGAGGGUGUAUAAAGUGAUGGACUGAAUAAAAGCACGGAAAAAGG